AUGAGAAGUUCAACCGAGAUGGCGGUCUCGUGUGUAAUUGUGUUUGCUCUUUUAAACUAUGUGACAGCUACACCACAUGAUUAUGCAAAAACCGGAGCUAUAGCAAAAGCUGAAGCACAAGCUGUCGCCGGAGGUUAUGGUUCGCUACCAGUAAUCCCUUUAAGUAUACCAAGUGGUGCUGGAUAUUCGGGAAGCUUCUCUAAAUCUUCGUCAUCCAGCUACGCUGCAUCCAGUGCAAGUGCAAGUUCAAGCUCAAGUUCCUAUAGUUUUAGCAGUAAUAACGGCAUAUCUGGUAUUGGGUGUAAUACUGGUACAUGUAAAGGCAGUGAAAGUAGCAUACCAUCAUCAAUUAACGCACCUCCUAAUGGGCAAAUAACAUUUACACAUGAAAGUAGCGAAGCACAGGCAGCUGCUGAAGCGAAAGCUGCGUCGCAAUCGUCAGCUUAUUUUAGUAGCGGCAGCAUAGCACCCUGUCAAUCAGGCAAUUGCUUUGGCCCUCAAAAUGUGUGA
Danaus chrysippus (African queen) is the source of this 510-nucleotide messenger RNA. The record is from the annotation of a GenBank genome assembly. Lineage: Eukaryota; Metazoa; Arthropoda; Insecta; Lepidoptera; Nymphalidae.